Messenger RNA from Nyctereutes procyonoides (raccoon dog), 2067 nucleotides. It is a transcript of the gene SLA2, whose product is annotated as Src like adaptor 2. The record is from RefSeq and is a predicted model, not a curated record. The coding region runs from base 346 to 1176 and encodes 276 amino acids. Gene Ontology annotation, molecular function: protein binding. NCBI's taxonomy places the organism in Eukaryota, Metazoa, Chordata, Mammalia, Carnivora, Canidae. The transcript is spliced from 8 exons.
CAUUCUUCCCUGGCCGGCUGUGCUUGGGAGGGCUGUCCAAUGCCGGGGUCCCUAAGGAGCACCAGUCUCCUGUCCCAUUGCAGGUCUACAAACUGCUGACCACAACAGAUGGCAGAGCUACCCAAAGCGAUACCAAGAGCAUCUCCCUGAAGAGCCUUCCAAGCUGAGAGGAUUCUGGGUAUCCUAGGACUAAGGACUUCGACAGAUGUCCAGAAGGGCCCUCCAAAGCCCUAACCUCUCCAGCCAAAGCAUGCAUCUAAGCUGAGCCCCUGCCCCAAGCUUUGAUGACAGGAAACCAGUAAAUUUCUCUAGGCCAUGCACUUCUGUGUGUUCUGCUGAGGAAAAAUGGGAGGUCAGCUCAGCCGAGGGAAAACCCUGCCAAGCCCAAGCUCGAGGCCCUCUGUCCAAGAACUGGACCCUGUGCCCAUGCAAGCAGAGAGAAGCAGGGCCACAGCCGUGGCCCUGAGCAGUUUCCCAGUAGGCGAGCACACAGAGCCAUCACUGAGACUGGGGGAUCCAUUGACCAUCACCUCUGAAGAUGGAGACUGGUGGACAGUGAUAUCAGAAGUUUCAGGCACAGAAUACAGCAUCCCCAGCAGCCACGUGGCCAAAAUCUCCCAUGGGUGGCUGUAUGAAGGCCUGAGCCGGGAGAAAGCUGAAGAACUGCUGUUGCUGCCUGGAAACCCUGGAGGGGCCUUCCUCAUUCGGGAGAGCCAGACCAGGACAGGGUGUUACUCCCUGUCAGUCCGCCUCAGCCGCCCUGCGUCGUGGGACAGGAUCAGACACUACAGGAUCCAGCGCCUUGAUAACGGCUGGCUGUACAUCUCACCACGCCUCACCUUUCCUUCGCUCCAGGCCCUAGUGGAUCAUUAUUCUGAGUUGGCGGAUGACAUCUGCUGCCUCCUCAAGGAACCCUGUGCCCUGCGGAGGGCUGGCCCACUCCCUGGCAAGUCCACACCCCUACCUGUUACUGUGCAAAGGGCACCACUCAAUUGGAAAGAGCUGGACAGCUCCCUCCUAUUUGCUGAAGCACCUGCAGCAGGGGAGUCCCCUCUCCUCAGCGAGGGGCUCCGGGAGGCCCUCAGCUCCUACAUCAGCCUGACCGAUGACAGCUCCUUGGAGGAUGCCAUGGCCCAAAGCAGAGGCCAAAAGGGAAUCCAACGCUGCAGCACCUAGACCCCCAGCUCAGCUCAGCCUUAGUACUCCAGAGGCAAAUUCAGAGUCCCACCUGUGUCCUCUGUUCCUUCUUCUUAGCCCUAACAAGUCAGUUAACCCUCUCCCAGUGCCAUGAACCCACCUGCAACCUCUAGUUCAAAUAAAUGGACAGGGCUCCAAAGAGACUAAGCCUUUGGGGUUUGACCCAGUUUGACUGGAGUUUAGGAUUUCCAGUACCAUCUUCCUCCCCUGCCUGAUGAUCCCCUUCUAUACUCCUACAACCCCACCCACUAGGUAGAAACAACCACUAGCAUCAAGAAGAAAAAAAAAAUCAUUUAAAGAGAAUUUACCAUUCUCAAAAGGCAGGACCGUGGCCCAGAAGGGACAGGAAAGCAGAAGGGAUGGAUGUCGUACCAGAGCAACAGAACCCAGGAUGUCCAGCCUCCACCUGGGGCCCAGAGGAAAGGGGACCUCUCACAGUCCAGGUUCUCAAACAGCCCCAUCAAACCUCUUCUCUGGACAGUCCUAGCUUCAAGAUCUCUUUCAUUUUGUGGCUUAUCAUUUGAACCUGCCUAGACUUUCCAGGCUACAGUGGCCUUGCCAUCUUGUGGUCAAACACAAAAUGGCAACUUCUGGGCCUGGCACACUACGGUGAGGUCGGUCAUGUCUCUCAGUGCUGGGCAGGGGCAUCAGACAUCAGUAAGCCUCUCUACACAAAGCCAAGACCACAGCCUACACCAACUCUAGCACUUGAUUUCCCUGCUUCCCAUUAAGGGAGGCCCAGCUGGAGCUGCUACAGGAGCAGAGAGAGGAGAUGGAGGGCAGGGUUCUGAGGCUAGCGGUAAGGUGGGAAAGGCUUUAACGGGUAUCAUCAACAGAUUUUUCAAUUAAAGAUUUGAUUUAUUCAAGUAC